Molecule: messenger RNA, 1953 nt
Organism: Fomitiporia mediterranea MF3/22
Lineage: Eukaryota; Fungi; Basidiomycota; Agaricomycetes; Hymenochaetales; Hymenochaetaceae
Product: sulfate anion transporter
Exons: 13
Coding region: 1-1953 (650 amino acids)
Biological process (GO): transmembrane transport
Cellular component (GO): membrane
Molecular function (GO): sulfate transmembrane transporter activity
Source: RefSeq, a predicted model, not a curated record
AUGCAGUCCGGUACGACGAGCCCUGCUCGUUCAUUUUCAGAACGCUCUGCUCUUCUUCCAAGUACUCAAGAUGCUGUCGAGCGCGGUGAGCCGUCGUACAAACAGAAUCCUCGUAGUUCUGCAUGGCCAAGAGUAAAUUAUUAUAUACCAUUUACUGCAUGGCUUCCGAAUUACUCUAUUUCUUUACUGGGUGGAGAUUUCCUUGCCGGGCUGUCCGUUGCUUGCAUUUUAAUACCUCAAUCUAUAUCGUACGCGACUUCUCUUGCAAGACUUAGCCCAUUAGCCGGCCUAUUCUCUGCAGCAAUACCAGGGAUUGUAUAUGCGCUUUUAGGAACUUCGCGUCAACUAAAUGUAGCUCCGGAAGCAGCUUUGUCGUUGCUUAUCGGACAAACUGUCCAAGGUGCAUUACAUUCAGACCCACAUGAUCAUCCGCAUAAUCCAGAUGCAAUUGGUAUUGCGAUUUCUACCAUCACGACCUUGCAAGUCGGAGUAUUUGCGUUCUUGUUAGGAUUCUUUCGCCUGGGAUUUAUCGACGUACUCCUGAGCCGGGCUUUAUUACGUGGAUUCAUCACCGCUAUAGCCGUCAUCAUAUCCAUAGAGCAAUUUAUUCCCAUGUUUGGCCUAUCGGAGCUAGAACAUGCACUCAAUCCGGAGACGACAUUAGACAAACUCAUCUUCCUCAUACGUAACGUCACUUCACAUGAACAUAGGCCCACAACAAUCAUCAGCUUUGGUGCCCUCGCCAUACUUGUAUUUUUCCGCUACUUCAAAGCAUUUUUCAAGAAUCAUUGGUUCAUUUACCGACUACCGGAGGUGCUCAUCGUGGUCAUAGCUUCUACUAUCCUCAGCAACGUCUUCGACUGGGACGACCUUGGAGUCAGUGUUCUCGGCUCUGUCCCCAUCACUUCCAGCGAGCGCUCGUUCGUCCGCUUUCCGUUGCAUCAGGCAACACUACGAUACGCGAAGAGCACAACGUCAACUGCAGUUCUAAUCGCAGUGAUUGGAUACCUAGAUAGUAUUGUCGCUGCGAAGCAAAACGCAUCCCGAUUUGGGUAUUCCAUAUCUCCAAACAGAGAACUCGUUGCACUAGGUGCCGCUAAUAUUGUUGGAUCUUUUGUCCCUGGCCUGCUUCCAGCAUUCGGGUCUAUUACGAGAUCACGCAUCAACGGAGAUGUUGGAGGACGCUCCCAGAUGGCUUCUCUGAUCUGUUCUGCGUUCGUACUCCUUGCGACGUUCUUCCUUCUGCCAGCCCUUUACUACCUGCCCCGUUGCGUGCUCGCUUCAAUUGUAUUCCUAGUCGUUUUCAGUAUUCUUGCCGAAGCACCGCAUGAUAUAUCUUAUUUCUGGAGAAUGCGUUCAUGGACUGACUUCGGCCUGAUGUCCAUCACCUUCUUCACCACUCUAUUCUGGAACGUAGAAGUCGGAAUCGUCUGCAGUAUCAUAUGUUCGCUCCUGCUUGUCGUUCACAAAUCGUCGAAGCCGCGCCUUACCAUACUCGGCCGCAUACCAGGAACUACGAGAUGGAAACCUGUUAACGAAUACCCAGAGGCAGAGGAAGACGUUCCCGGUGCUCUCAUCAUCCGUUUAAGGGAUAACUUAGAUUUUGCCAACACGGCUCAGUUAAAGGAGCGAUUAAGACGAUUAGAACUAUACGGACACGACCCAAGUCAUCCAUCCGACACUCCACGUAGAGAGCAGGCCUCUGUCAUAGUUUUCCAUUUGGCGGAUCUCGAGACUUGCGAUGCAAGCGCCGCCCAAAUAUUCUACGAACUUCUCGAAAACUACAAAUCUCGCAGUGUCGAAAUCUUCAUAGCGCACCUCCGUCCAUCAUUACUUCUUACCUUUGAGAGAGCAGGUAUCGUUGCGUUGUUAGGUGAGGAGGCGUUCUUCCAGGACGUGGCGGCUGCCAUGGUCCGUGUCGAGAUGGCCGAAGUUGCCAAUCUCAACUUGUAG